Messenger RNA from Closterium sp. NIES-65, 1077 nucleotides. The record is from the annotation of a GenBank genome assembly. Lineage: Eukaryota; Viridiplantae; Streptophyta; Zygnematophyceae; Desmidiales; Closteriaceae.
AUGCAACGCAUAGGGUUUGUGACGAGAGAAUCAUUUCAUGAUCAACCUGCCCCAACCACGUUGCCCACCCAACCCGACCCACCCUUUCCUCACAGAUUACGCGAGGAGCCAGCAGCGUAUGGGCGGCUGGGGCUGGCAACCCUGCUGGAGAUGCGCGAGGAGUGUUUGAGGGAGUUCCAUUUCUUUGAUGCGUACCGUGCUGUCAAGCAGCGGGAGAAUGACGUGUCGCUGUCAGUGCUGCCGGACCUUCUAGCCGAGCUCGACAGCAUUCCUCCUGAAGAGCGGCUGCUGACGGUUAUGGGGGGCGUGCUGGCCGCCAACAUAUUUGACUGGGGGUCGCGGGAGUGUGUGAAGCUGUACCGCAGCGGCACCAUUCUGGAGAUCUACCGUAUGAGCCGUGACAAGAUGAAGCGUCCCUGGCGGGUGGACGACUUUGACGCCUUCCACCAGCGCUGGCAGCACCGUCCGUACGGCAAGGCGUUGCUGUUUGUGGACAAUGCUGGGGCGGACGUAGUGCUGGGGAUGCUGCCUCUUGCACGGGAGAUGCUCCGAGCCGGGACUAAUGUGGUGCUGGUGGCCAACUCGCUGCCAGCAAUCAACGACGUGACAGCAGACGAGCUCACGGCAGUGGUGGCUGAGGCUGCGCAGCACUGUCCUGUGUUGCGAGCAGCAGCAGAGGCAGGCGGGGUCAUGGCAGAGGAUGCUUCUAGGUCGACUCAAGACUUGCAACUGAGAGGGAACGAGCAUCAAGGGGAGGGGAGGCAAGCAGCGGGCCAGGCAGACCCUCCACUGGUGGUGCUGGAAGGCAUGGGUCGCAGUCUGCACACCAACUACGACACGCGCUUCACCUGUGACUCACUCAAGUUCCCGUUACUGACAUUUCUUCCCCCUUCCCCCUGCCUCAUUCCUCCACUUUCAACCCUCCUGCCAACCAAUCUCUGCCAGCUGGCAAUGAUAAAGAACGAGCGGCUCGCAAAGAGGCUGGUGGGCGGCAGCAUGUACGACUGUGUUUGCCGGUUUCAGCCGGGAACAAAGUCCGAGAGGGAUGGGGAGUCCGAGAGGGAUGGGAUGAGAUGA